This is a messenger RNA of Anoplophora glabripennis (Asian longhorned beetle), 1523 nucleotides long. RefSeq names its product dopamine receptor 2-like. Gene Ontology annotation, biological process: adenylate cyclase-activating adrenergic receptor signaling pathway. Gene Ontology annotation, molecular function: adrenergic receptor activity. Gene Ontology annotation, cellular component: membrane. Bases 156 to 1460 code for a protein of 434 amino acids. The transcript is spliced from 4 exons. Lineage: Eukaryota; Metazoa; Arthropoda; Insecta; Coleoptera; Cerambycidae. The record is from RefSeq and is a predicted model, not a curated record.
CAUGGAUUUGACCAGUUGGGUUCAACAGGGAUUUUGAGAAAAAUUAUAUCAAUGAAUUUAAAAAGAAAUGGACACCUGAAUUAUUUCUUUAGAUGCCUAUUUAUCUAUGGUCGAAAAAGAAAUGAAGCAAUGCUGGGUGCAGAAAGCAGAACAAAAUGAAUAUUUCAGACUACUACUACUGGACCCUGUCAAAUUUCAGUUACAACGUAAACAACUGGACAAAUUCUAGUCCGGAAUACGCUAAUGCUUGGAAAAAAUGGACAGAAUUAAUUGAAGAUAGAGCUGUUGUUGUUAGUUUACUUUUGUUAUUCUCGGCUUGUACAGUCUUUGGCAAUAUGCUUGUUAUAUUGGCUGUAAUAAGGGAGCAUUACCUACACACAGCUACAAAUUAUUUCAUUACAUCCUUAGCUGUUGCCGAUUGUCUAGUAGGUUUAGUAGUGAUGCCUUUCAGCGCUCUGUAUGAGGUAUUAGGACACACCUGGUUCUUUGGAGCUGACUGGUGCGACGUCUGGAGAAGCUUGGACGUUCUGUUCAGCACUGCCUCCAUCUUAAAUUUAUGCGUCAUUUCCUUGGACAGAUAUUGGGCUAUAACCGAUCCUAUGACGUAUCCAAUGCGUAUGACAAAAGCUCGGUCUAUUUUCCUCAUCGGUGCUGUGUGGGUUUGCAGUAGCGCCAUUUCUUUCCCGGCCAUAGUAUGGUGGAGAGCUGCAAGGACGGAACCCAUUCCGGUUUUUAAGUGUCCAUUCACCGAACAUCUAGGCUAUCUAAUAUUUUCUUCCACUAUUUCCUUUUAUUUGCCGUUAUUUGUCAUGGUUUUCACCUACUAUAAAAUCUACAGAGCAGCCGCAUACCAAACCCGUUCUCUCAGGCUCGGCACAAAGCAGAUAUUGCUAGGAUCUGGACAAUUAGAGCUAACUUUAAGGAUUCACCGAGGAGGCACUUACUCGGUAUCGGAGCCUCAUCACUUGUACUCUGCGCCAGAAAUUGAACCUCUAACAGUUCCUCAGUGUAAUGGACUUUCAAGAGUGCCUUCGACCCGUUUCAAUAAUAACACUAGACACUUUUCACUGAGCAGAAAACUCGCCAAGUUCGCUAAAGAGAAGAAAGCAGCGAAGACGUUGGGAAUAGUUAUGGGCGUGUUUAUAAUAUGCUGGUUGCCGUUUUUCGUCGUCAAUUUACUAUCGGGGUUCUGUCUGCAGUGCAUAUGGCACGAGAAAACAGUGUUAGCUGUAGUCACGUGGUUGGGGUGGAUAAAUUCCAGUAUGAAUCCGGUAAUUUAUGCUUGCUGGAGCAAAGACUUUAGGAGAGCUUUUUUGAGGAUCCUUUGUGUUUGUUGCCCUUAUUCGAUCAGGAGAAGGUACCGACCCACAUAUAACACUACGCUUAAUCAGGUAGAUGAAGGCUUUGGCGAAGUCAUGUACAAUUUUUUAAACAUCUUCAGGGCUCAAACAAGGGAUUAGUGCUACAUUAGAAUUUUAGUAUGUUCUUACUGUGACUGAAUGAUAUUUAUAUGUGUAUUUUAU